Colletotrichum chrysophilum is the source of this 1518-nucleotide messenger RNA. RefSeq lists its product as uncharacterized. The record is from RefSeq and is a predicted model, not a curated record. Gene Ontology annotation, molecular function: monooxygenase activity; oxidoreductase activity, acting on paired donors, with incorporation or reduction of molecular oxygen; heme binding. The transcript has 3 exons. Bases 1 to 1518 code for a protein of 505 amino acids. NCBI's taxonomy places the organism in Eukaryota, Fungi, Ascomycota, Sordariomycetes, Glomerellales, Glomerellaceae.
AUGAACGUUAACGUAACCGACGAUUUCAACACGGCGCAAGGCCAGCAAUGGCUCCAAAGCAUACAUGACUACAGAGUCCCCCUGCUUGUCGUAUCAACAUGCCUCAUUGCCGUCCUCCUCAGCAGACCUUUCAUCAAUAGCAAAUCCGACAAUGAAGGCGGCUUACCUGCUUCUCGCCUCUGGCAAUGGGAUCCUUUCCUAGGUCUAGAUACCGUAUAUGGCCAGAUUACAGCGCUGAAGACAGACACCUAUCUCGACUGGCUCCAAGCUCUUCACAAAGGCCACAAGAAAUCCAAGACUUUCUCCCUCCAGUUCUUCACGGGGCGCUGGAUUUACACUAUCGAGCCGGACAUCCUCAAAGCCGUCUACUCGACCAAAUUCAAGGACUUCGGCGUCGAGCCCAUCCGCCGCAACUCCAAGUUCACUAUGCCCUUCGCCGAUAAGGGUGUCAACACAACCGACGGCGAGGAUUGGCAGUUCAGUCGCGCACUGAUUCAGCCAUUUUUCGAGCGCGAUGUGUACCACGACACUGGCCGUAUCGAGUCUUUUGCUGAUUCUUUCAUGGCCCUGUUUCCGGCCGUCGACGGCGAGACCUUUGAUGUGCAGCCGUUGCUGCAGAGAUGGUUCUUGGAUAUCAACAGCGACUUCAUCUUCGGCAAGUCAAUGGACUCGCUGAUUGAUCCAUCCAAGGUCAAGUUUGCGACUGAUAUGGUGACUGCGCUGCGAGGCGCACGUUUGCGAGCCCAAUCCCACCGUUUUAUGUGGGCUUUCAACUGGGGCUGGUGGCUCGAGGCUAUCAACGACAUUCACGCUAUUGUCAACGCCCACAUUAUCGCCACAUAUAAGGAAUUGGACGAGCGGGACCUGGCCCGCAAGAAUGGCCAAGACCUUGGCCCGGAACGUACUGAUCUUCUUUGGAUCAUGGCCCAGCAGAUGAGAAACGACCUUGAGGGACUGCGCUCCCAGGUCUGUCUCAUUAUCGUGCCAACGAAUGACACCACGUCCAUGUUCAUCGCCAACUGCAUCUGGUAUCUUGCUCGACACCCUGAGGCGUGGGAAAAACUGCGCCAAGAGGUAGCUGAGCACGGCGACAAGCCACUGACUUUCGACGCGUUGAGAAACAUGGUAUAUCUCAAUGGCGUCAUGAACGAGAACACGGUCCUCCCCAUUGGGGGAGGCAAGGACGGCCAGGCUCCGCUGGCCGUCCGCAAAGGCGACAUUGUAACCGUUUCCAAGAACGUCAUGUACCGCGACCCGGACUACUGGGGCACCGACGCUGAUGAGUAUCGCCCCGAGCGGUGGGUUGGUCGUCGCGGAACCUGGGGCUUCGUCCCGUACGGAGGUGGGCCGCGUAGGUGCCCGGCGCAGAUGAUGGUGCAGACCGAGUGUGCGUACAUGUUGGUGCGCAUCGCACAGAAGUAUCGACGUCUGGAGUCGAGGGACUCAAAGCCAUACCAGCCGGUUAUGCGGAUUGGGCCGUCAAACAAGCAUGGUGUCAAGAUUGCUCUAUACAAGUGA